GUUCGCGAUGGCAAUCAGAACAGCAGUGUUGCAAAUUUUGCAAAGUAUCACGUUCUUCUUGAAUCUGUGGCAACACUUGCAAAAGUCAAACGUUCUAUUUACUCAUCACGCGCGCAAAUAACCUGAAUAACCGGCAACACAAAAUUUUUGUCUGCAAGCUUGCAUUUGUGUUAAGUAAUGGAAAAAGAAAGCGAAAGACUGAAUACUGCCAUGAGCAAGCUAUUAAUUAGAUGCCGGCUGGACAUGGAGGCCGAAUUCGUUGCCGGCAAAAAGAAAAGAUCUGUUCUCUGGGGUAAAGUCCUAGAUUCCAUGAAGGCAGUAAAUCCAGAUGUUCCUGAUAGUAAGGAAGUACUCCAGAGAAAAUUUCUUAAUUUAUUAGCAUCGUAUAAACGCAUAAAAAGGCGAAAUAAAGAAUCAGGUCGGGACGCAACCACCUGGGAGUACUUCGACGAGUUUGAUGCCAUGUACGGUUGUCGGCAUUCAGUUGAGCCGCCAGAGGAAAAUUUGCAGUCUUCCUUGGCAAGCCCAUCGGGUGAUGAAAGCGAGUGCGAUUUGGAAGAGCAGGUUGGCAGCGCAAGGAAACGUUCCAAGAAAACGGCAAAUGAGGCGAUAUCAUUUUUUAAGGAAGAAGCUAGCAAGGAACAAAACCGACAUGAGGAUGUACUACGGUUAGAGAGGGAAAAGCUUGAGAUUGAAAAGGAGAAAAUUCGUGUGCUAAACUCUUUGCGCGACAUUUUAGCUAAGAGGACGUAAAUGCUUAAAAAAAUUUUGAUAUGAAAUUAAUUUUUGAAGCUAAUUUUGCAAUGUUUUGUAAACGCAGUACAAAAACACAUAUGUGGUGAUAUGAAUUAAAUUGUACCUUUCUUUUGUUGAUUUUUAUUUCUUUUAAUAAACUACAAAUUUAAGACAUAAAUAACAUUUUUAAAUCGUUUCUUUUUAUGACUCCUUCACUGCUUUCAGUAAUAUUUUCGACAGCUUCUAAGGUUUGAACAUGAGCAGCAUUUAUGCUUUGAUCUAAGUUAAUGCUGCUCAAAAUAUCCGCUGAACUUGAAUCGCCAUCGUGGGUUAUGAUAAAAUUGUGUAAUAUA
Messenger RNA from Anastrepha ludens (Mexican fruit fly), 1088 nucleotides. RefSeq lists its product as uncharacterized. Lineage: Eukaryota; Metazoa; Arthropoda; Insecta; Diptera; Tephritidae. The record is from RefSeq and is a predicted model, not a curated record. The coding region runs from base 178 to 753 and encodes 191 amino acids. The transcript has 2 exons.